Molecule: messenger RNA, 1077 nt
Organism: Komagataella phaffii GS115
Lineage: Eukaryota; Fungi; Ascomycota; Pichiomycetes; Pichiales; Pichiaceae
Product: Putative S-adenosylmethionine-dependent methyltransferase of the seven beta-strand family
Exons: 1
Coding region: 1-1077 (358 amino acids)
Biological process (GO): peptidyl-histidine methylation, to form tele-methylhistidine
Molecular function (GO): protein-L-histidine N-tele-methyltransferase activity
Source: RefSeq, a predicted model, not a curated record
AUGUCUUUUUCUUUCAACUUUCAUGAUGAGGAAGCUGACAGCAAUAUUUCGGCAUCAGAUCAAACGAAUGCUCUCUCAAAUUACGAGCCUGCAAUCGAGCCAGAGCUAGUUGAUCUGGAACUGCUGUUGGAGUCAUUGGUUGGGAAAAGACUGACAUAUGAAGAAGUAAACAUAUCAGGUCGCUACAAAGUCUUUAGAAGAGAAUUCUCAGAUGUGAAACAUCAACUCAUGAUGGAAGACGACUCUUCGAACGAAGAGGUUCAAAUAUUGUUAGGGCAAACUAAUGAAGACCUUCGAUCUAAUGUUUACGAAGGAGGCUUAAAGUCAUGGGAAUGUGCUUAUGACGUUGUCGAUUUUAUCAAGAACGAAGACAAUCAGCUGUUUCCCAGUUCUAAUGGGCUGAACGUCAUCGAAAUUGGAUGUGGAACCUCUCUGCCAACCUGCAGUAUUCUGGAAGACUUACUAAACACGUCAAACACAGAAACUAACAUUACCCUCACCGACUAUAAUGCACCAGUAUUGCGUCUUGUCACGGUGCCUAACUUGAUAAUUAACUGGGCUUUAAAGAAACUAGAACCGUCACGGUUGAAGGAGUUACAACAAGCAAAAACAGAAGCAGCACCUGGAAUCAUAAUUGAAGAACCCAUCAGGGAUGGUGAGAUUUUUCUUUCUAGAGGCAUAAUAAGAAAUUUCUUGGAAGACCUGACCGCUCAUCACGUAACACUUAACUUGAUCUCAGGAGGAUGGAGUGAGAAAUUUCUUCGACUUGUGAAACUUUCCCUGAACAAAAGCAUUCAAAACACAUUGAUCAUCACAUCAGAAACAAUCUACCAGCCUAAGAUGCUACCAGUGAUAUCAGAGAUUCUAAUUGAGUUGACUACUACCGCUCCAAAUACCAAAACUAUAGUGGCAGCAAAAGAUAUCUAUUUCGGAGUUGGAGGCUCCGUGGUUGAUUUCACUUCAUACCUAGACUCUCAGAUUAGAAAACGGUCUCUUGACUUGCAUUAUCAGGUCCAAAGAUUGACAGAUGUGCCUCGUUCCUUGAUUCGUCUAAGUAACAGUAAGUGCUCUACAUAA